AUGGAACUCAGAGUGUUGAGCCACGAAGCCAAUUUUGACACUGUUGAUGCCACCCCAGCCGACUUCAUUGCCGCACUUGAGGCCAUGUUAGUACGAACUAACGCAAGCGAAGAGGCUAAACACAAGAUUCGCCAAAAGGUUACCUCUCUCCUGAUGACGAACAGGCACGCUAGCAAUAUGUCACCCGCAGAAAUAGAAGCAAUGAAGAGAUUAAAAAUGGACAAAGAUAUUAUAGUGCUACCGGCCGACAAAGGAAGAGCAACAGUUGUGAUGAACCGCGUUGAUUACAACGAGAAGGCACAAGCUCUCCUGGACGAACAACAAUCCUACAGGCCCGCACCCGCCUCGCAGGCCAAAUCGAUGAUUGGCCAGCUGACUGGACUCUUAGGCCGACUACGGCGCAAAAAUGUAAUUUCGCUGGACGAAUGGCGCCAGAAAAAACCAACCGACACGGCGUUGGCCAGGUUCUACGGACUACCAAAAAUCCACAAACCCAACGUUCCUCUGCGGCCAAUCGUUGCCCUGAAAGGCAGCCCCACAUACAAUUUAGCCAAAUGGAUGCCCCGAAAGCUCAAUUUACUCCGAGAGGGCUCUGUGACGUCCAUCAAUUCGGCCUCCCAAUUCCUUGCCGACAUUCGGGGAAAGACUAUUUGA
This is a messenger RNA of Spirometra erinaceieuropaei, 654 nucleotides long. The record is from the annotation of a GenBank genome assembly. Lineage: Eukaryota; Metazoa; Platyhelminthes; Cestoda; Diphyllobothriidea; Diphyllobothriidae.